This is a messenger RNA of Seriola aureovittata, 4772 nucleotides long. RefSeq names its product glycine receptor, alpha 2 (gene glra2). Gene Ontology annotation, biological process: chemical synaptic transmission; nervous system process; signal transduction. The record is from RefSeq and is a predicted model, not a curated record. NCBI's taxonomy places the organism in Eukaryota, Metazoa, Chordata, Actinopteri, Carangiformes, Carangidae. Bases 1949 to 3328 code for a protein of 459 amino acids. Gene Ontology annotation, molecular function: transmembrane signaling receptor activity; chloride channel activity; transmitter-gated monoatomic ion channel activity. Gene Ontology annotation, cellular component: synapse; plasma membrane; neuron projection. The transcript is spliced from 8 exons.
CACACACAACUACCACCUUUUGUCAAUAAUGCACAUGGAGUGUUUCUGCAUGUGGAGUAGGUCCAUCUCCCUUAAGUGUAACUGUAAACACAGCAGAGUCUGACUAUUACUUAUCUGGAGAUCCACUGGCUGUUAUCUGUUUAGAAGGUACUGUGCUGCCAUUCCUUUGAUAAGAACAAUCAAUCACUCCAGCUGACAGUGGAGUGACUGUCCUGCCUUGAAUUAAAUCAUGAACUAACCCCUCACCAUAACAUUGCACACUUGUUUUCAUUUGGUGAAAUAAUGUGCAAUAGAAUCCAUAUCUCCAUUAAAUAAUCAUUUAGAAAUGGGAAGAGGGGGGUGUGGGGGGUCCUUGUAAAGGACCAGUCUCAGACUGGUACUGGGAGCAGACGGGGAUGCCACCAUGACAGACCAAAUGAUGGAUGGUGUCCCUGUGGCAAGGCUGCAGGCUACUGACUUCCUCUGUUGUUGUUGCUGUGAUGCUGGAGAGAGACACAGCAUCUGUCACUGGAACAGAGUUGAGUGAGGGGAGGCAGAGGCUGGACUGCUGGGGCUCAGACCCACUGCAGUCUGGGUCAGGUGGGCUGGGAUUUGUCGGGCAGUUUGGGGGAUUCCAGGAUAGACAGUAUACGGCACGGGGAUUGAUUAGCAGGAUUCAGAAAUACAUGGCCCAGAUACUUCCUCUCCAUCUGGGAGUGAAGGGAAAAUGUUGACAAGAUUGCUGAAAUGGACUUGAGAUGAGAGGAGGACAGUCUCUUUAACUCCGGCUGGCAUUUUGAGGGGAUGGGUGAAAUGUAAGCGACUGUUUCCAGCUAAUAAAGAGAGGAUAAGCACACAUGGAUUAAAAGACAUAAAGCCUGAUUUGAAUGCUGCUGGUUGCGUUCAGAUUCUCUCUGUAUUUAGAGAUAAAUAAAGCUCCCUGUCUCAUACACAAUCUAGCACCUUAUCGCUAGAAAACAAACACUUUUGCAUGAACCCACUGCGAUGUAAACAGAUGAUUUCUGUAGCGAACCUGCUAGUCAUACUUUGAAGGGAGCGUUGAACUGUAUUUCUGAAGGCUGACCUAGAUUUCAUUGCUGAGUUUGUUGUGAGGAGGCACCGCUUUAUUUUUCUGCUUCUGCUGUUAAAUGUAGCCACCUGACGACAAACUGAGGCAAAUAUUAAUACCAAGUGCCAUGCAAUAUUGAUGAAGAACGCACAGGGGAAGGGCAAUGGGAAGGGCUUACAACUUCACUUAUCAGAUGGAGAGAAAAGAUUUGCAGUGACAUUAGAUGGCAUAACCUGGCAAGCCUCGCAAAACAGAUUUCAGUUCAGGCCACUCUGGAGUAAAAAUGACACUACUCAUUAGAGCAUGCUGGUUUCUUUUUACUCACAGUGUUGGGUAGAUGAUGCUCUGGUUUUAUAUCAGAGCUAAUACACGACUGUAGGGUUGCAACUGAUGAUUAUUUUCAUUUUCAGUUCAUUUAAGAUACUAAAGGAAUUGACAUAUUCAAAAUGCUUUUUUUUUUUCUGACUGACAGUCAGGCAGCUCUACAUUACUGUUUGUGUGUGCAUGUGUGUGUGUGCAUGUAUCCUCUGCUGAAUUUGUAAGGACAGGAUGUAGAAAAGAUGUGUUUACAGAAUGUUGACCACAAAAGAUCACCAUACAAGAGAUCACAUCACUUGAGUUUAAAGACUAUAACAAGCUGAUAUAGUAUGAUAUUGUUACUGAUUGUUAAAUAAGCAGUUUGAAUAUAACUGCAUUGAAAAAACACUCAGCAGAAUCUGAAAACAUCAGUUCAGUCACUAAAACCAAACAUGGAUCGUCUCCUUGUAUGUGAUCUUUUGCCUCUGGUUUAACAAAGCAUGCGACAUGUCAUCAUCCACUCCUGAAGCUCCCAUUAAAUAAUAAUAAUAAUAACAAUAAUAAUAAUGAUAAAGAUAAAAACAGAGUUGCUUGUUGGUGUUAAUGCACAUUGACAUACACAGUGCAACAACAGCUUGUAAACCAACGGACCCCGAAUUUCUUGUUGAAAGAUCUUCACUGCUCCAAACCCAGUCGUCCAUGAAGAUAUGGUUUAAGGCUUUUUCCUGUCAUUUCAUUGUCAUUCCAUUUCACAGGUCCCCCUGUAAACGUUACAUGCAAUAUUUUUAUCAACAGUUUCGGCUCUGUCACAGAGACAACCAUGGUCCACCAGUUAAUGUUACCUGCAACAUAUUUAUCAACAGCUUUGGUUCUAUAGCAGAAACUACAAUGGAUUACAGAGUGAACAUCUUCCUGCGGCAGAAGUGGAAUGACCCUCGGCUGGCGUAUAGCAAAUACCCAGAUUCCUCCCUCGACCUGGACCCGUCCAUGCUGGACUCCAUAUGGAAGCCUGACCUCUUCUUUGCCAAUGAGAAAGGAGCCAACUUCCAUGAUGUCACCACAGACAACAAGCUGCUGAGGAUUUUUAAGGAUGGGACUGUCCUCUACAGUAUCAGGUUGACUCUCAUUCUGUCAUGCCCGAUGGACCUGAAGAACUUUCCGAUGGAUGUGCAAACUUGUACAAUGCAGCUGGAAAGUUUUGGCUACACCAUGAAUGACUUGAUCUUUGAGUGGCUGGAGAACGGUGCAGUGCAGGUGUCAGAGGGGCUCACCCUGCCUCAGUUCAUCAUGAGGGAAGAGAAGGAGCUGGGCUACUGUACCAAACACUACAACACUGGUAAAUUCACCUGUAUUGAAGUUAAAUUCCAUCUCGAGCGCCAGAUGGGCUACUAUCUGAUCCAGAUGUACAUUCCUUCCCUCCUGAUUGUCAUCCUCUCAUGGGUGUCUUUUUGGAUCAAUAUGGAUGCUGCUCCUGCCAGAGUGGCACUGGGCAUCACCACUGUGCUAACCAUGACCACCCAAAGCUCGGGCUCUAGAGCUUCUCUUCCAAAGGUCUCUUACGUGAAAGCCAUUGAUAUCUGGAUGGCUGUGUGUCUGCUCUUUGUAUUUGCUGCAUUGCUAGAAUAUGCUGGGGUUAAUUUUGUCUCCAGGCAACAGAAAGAGUUCCUUCGCCUGAGGCGAAGACAAAGGAGGAAUCACAAGGAUGAGGAUAUGCGUGAAGGCCGCUUUAAUUUUGCUGGCUACAAUAUGACCCAGUGUCUGCCAACGAAGGAUGGCUCAGCUGUUAAGAACGCUGCUCCAGCUCCAAACCCUCAACCGUCAGUCCCAAAAGACAUAGACACCAUGAGGAAGAAGUUUGUGGACAGAGCCAAGAGGAUAGACACUAUCUCCAGGGCUGCCUUUCCUCUGGCCUUCCUCAUCUUCAACGUCUUCUACUGGGUUACCUACAAGAUCAUCAGGCACGAGGACAUCCACAAGAAGUAAAGACUUUACCCUCGACAAAUAACAUUUAUUUUUCAUUUCUCAGAUUGAGAAAUGCUCAGAAAGCACAGUGAGAUGAGAUGGGAGACUGUGCAUUGAGAGGCACCAUGGUGAUGAUGGCGAUGUUCUUUCAGGGAUAAUGUAUAAUGUUCAUGCAUCAUACAGUAAUGCUCAUGUUCUGAUAACAUGAAGAGUUUUUGAGGCACAGAUGUUUUUUUUUUGUUGUUGUACUGCUGCAUAAUAUUUCCUAAAGAAUCUGGAAUAACGGUUUUAACUCAAGGCUUAGUAACAUGCUGGAGAAGACGGACCAAAAUUUUUUGAAAUCAGUUCUGCGUUGGCAUCAGAACAAACAAGGAACAAAGAAACAUUCCAUGGAUUUGUAACUGUAAGGUAGCUUAGUCAGGCCCUCAAAGACCUUUUGUGAUUGCAAAAAGGGGUCUUUCUUAUCAAGGAUGUUUAAGACUGUUUUAUAGUGUAUUAUUGUCACGGCACUUCUUGUGUUUAUACAAAAUACAGCGACAAACGUCUCAAAUAUACAGGCAGAAAGCACGUGCAGAUGCAUCUUUCAAACGUUAGGCAGCAGCACACGUCUCAGGCAUGAGCGUGAACAAAGCAGAUGAAAAUCUGGAAUUGGGAAUUGGAUACUGCAUUUUUAUGAAAUACCUGAGGCCUUAGAUAUCAAAAGAUUUGGUGAGAUGAAGUACUAUGCUUCUCUAUUUUUUCAAGCAUCUCCUCUUGUUUAGUGGUCUAUCAGAGCCGAAUGCACCGUUUGAGCUUUUCUACCUGUGGCCAGACAUCCAAAGGUACUUCGUGUCGUUUCCUUUUUCUCUAAGUGUAUUAUAAAUCAUAUACAUGGACAACUGAUGUCACCUAAAAACCAAUGUAAGUUAAUUCAGAUGUUUUGAAAGUCAUUAAUUUUCCUUUUCAUUCUAAAGUAAUUUAUUAAAUAAAUUCAUAUAUUUCACAGGCUAGGUUCAUAAAGUAUAAAGGCCAAUUUUGAGCAAAUGUAUAUGUAAGCCUACAAACUGUGAACAUGCACUGCAUUACUCAAUGUCGUCAUAUGCCCAUAACCACAUGAAUUCAUUUAUAUUCCAGGUAAAUACUCCAGGUAUCUUAGGUAUGCUUUUAGAGUUUGAGACUAUGUUUUUGUAGAUUUAGUCUGAUGAAAUAUUUAUUGUAAUGGAGGAAAGGUUAUGUUUCUAAAAAAAAAAAGAGAAAAAAAAGCUUUCUGUAUUCUUCUUCGACCUCUGUGGACUGUUUCCCUUCACUUGGCCUGUUUGUUGCUGGAUGGUGACGUAUGUUUGUAGAAGGAUUCGACAGUCGAAGACAGACCUGCGUAACAUUCAUAGUACAGAGCAGCUAAUGGUCCUUGCACUCCUGAUAUACUGUGGUGAAGAUUUACUGGCCUGUACAUCAAUAAAAUUGACUGUGCACAAUAUUUACUUUA